AGAGGAAGAACAGCAGAACAACACAGAGCCGCCAUCUUGUGACAAACAAACCCGGAGCUGUUGAUCUGAGUCUGGUCCAGUUUUAGACCAACAGACGGUAUCCACCAUGGGGGCUGUUCUAGGACUGUGUUCGAUGGCCAGCUGGAUCCCGUGCCUGUGCGGCAGCGCCCCCUGCCUGCUGUGCAGUUGCUGUCCCAGUGGGAAUAACUCGACGGUGACCCGCCUCAUCUACGCCUUCUUCCUGCUGCUGGGUGUGGCCAUCGCCUGCAUCAUGCUGAUGCCUGGGAUGGAGGAGCAUCUGAAGAAGAUCCCAGGUUUCUGUGAGGGGGGGGCCGGCUCGUCCAUCCCUGGGGUGGAGGGUCAUGUGAACUGUGACGUGCUGGUGGGGUAUAAGGCUGUGUACAGGGUGUGCUUCGGCAUGGCCAUGUUCUUCCUCCUCUUUUCUCUGCUCAUGAUCAAAGUGAAGAGCAGCCAGGACCCACGGGCUGCCCUGCACAACGGGUUUUGGUUUUUCAAGUUCGCUGCAGCUGCUGCCAUCACUAUUGGAUCCUUUUUCAUCUCUGAAGGGCCUUUCACCACCGUCUGGUUCUAUGUGGGCAUGGCCGGGGCCUUCUGCUUCAUCCUCAUCCAACUGGUUCUGCUGAUCGACUUCGCCCACUCCUGGAACGAGUCCUGGGUGGAGAAGAUGGAGGAGGGCAACUCCAGGUGUUGGUAUGCAGCCCUGCUGUCCGUCACCACUCUGAACUACAUCCUGUCUCUGGUGGCCUUGGUCAUGUUCUACGUCUACUACACGCACUCAGACGGCUGCACCGAGAACAAAGUCUUCAUCAGCAUCAACAUGUUACUGUGCGUCGGCGUGUCCGUCAUGUCCAUCCUGCCUCAGAUUCAGGAGUCCCAGCCCAGGUCUGGUCUGCUCCAGUCGUCCCUGGUCACCCUCUACACCAUGUAUGUGACGUGGUCGGCCAUGACCAACGAACCCGACAGGAAGUGUAACCCGAGCCUUCUGGGUAUUAUCGGUCUGAACAGCACCGGUCCUGCGGGACAGGGUCAGGUGGUCCAGUGGUGGGACGCCCAGGGCAUUGUGGGCCUGCUGCUGUUCCUCAUGUGUGUCCUCUACUCCAGUAUCCGUAACUCGUCCAACGCUCAGGUGAAUAAACUGACUCUGACCUCAGAUGAGUCUGCGCUCAUUGAGGACGGCCCAAACUCCGCCUCCUUGGAGGAGGGGGGUGGCGGCCUCAACAGGGCCGUAGAUAAUGAGAAGGAGGGCGUCACCUACUCCUACUCCUUCUUCCACUUCAUGCUGUUCCUGGCCUCGCUCUACAUCAUGAUGACUCUGACCAACUGGUACAGUCCUGACUCUAAGUAUGAGACCAUGACCAGCCGCUGGCCGUCGGUCUGGGUGAAGAUGUGUUCCAGCUGGAUCUGCCUGGGCCUGUACGUCUGGACCCUGGUGGCCCCGCUGGUCCUGGUCAACAGAGACUUUGACUGAAACUGUCGUCGCUCACACACUCUGUCACCGUCGUGUCUGUGGCUGUGGUUUGUUUCAGUAGGUAUUAAAACGGGGUGCGGACCGGACCGGACCGGACCGCUCUGCUGUGCUUUGUGACUCCUGUAAAUACACCCUGUAUAUUCCCGCUCCAUUCGUUUCCUUAAAGACGACGCUGCAUGCUGUGAUGAUAAAAACGUACAGUGGCGCCAACACUUCAGCUUUUGUGCAGUAUUUACAUUUGGAGUUAGUGUCGCUUUUAAAAAAAGGGUGUUUGAUCCUGUUCUGUUUCAGAGUGCGUGGGACUGACUGCGGCAGGAGCGUUGGAUGUGCUCUAGUUCUCUGCUCUCAUGUGUUGAAGCUUCACACAGAACAUCGUUAUCCUCAUAUAAUGACCCAAGUCUAAGACGAACGGACCCGAGGCUGUGGUCCCGUUGAACCCAGGGCUUUGGUUUCUAGUGUUAGGGGUCUGUCAGGAUAAAUAUCAGUGCAUUGCUUCAUCUGGUUCAGUUCCUCUCUUUGUUUCUAAAAUGAUUCACAGAUGGUUCAGACUGAUUUUCUAUCGUUUUUUUCACUGCUUUUCCCUGUUCUUCCUCUAAAUGUCUGUAAUAUUUGUCCUGCUCCGACUGUAAAUACUAAUGUUCUUCCUCAUGGAACCAUCUACUGUCAUCACAUCUGACUGAGGAGCAAACAUCUACCAUUGAAUUACAGUCAAAUAUGGAGGUUUAUCAACUAGAUGGACAUAAAAUAUGUGGACACAUCACCCAAAAACCAUUGAAUAAUUACCCAAAAAACACCCAGAAAUUACCUCCAAAACCACCCAAAAACCACUUAAUAA
Messenger RNA from Sphaeramia orbicularis (orbiculate cardinalfish), 2324 nucleotides. It is a transcript of the gene serinc1, whose product is annotated as serine incorporator 1. The record is from RefSeq and is a predicted model, not a curated record. The transcript is spliced from 10 exons. Lineage: Eukaryota; Metazoa; Chordata; Actinopteri; Kurtiformes; Apogonidae. Gene Ontology annotation, cellular component: membrane. The coding region runs from base 107 to 1489 and encodes 460 amino acids.